This is a messenger RNA of Batrachochytrium dendrobatidis JAM81, 651 nucleotides long. RefSeq lists its product as uncharacterized. The record is from RefSeq and is a predicted model, not a curated record. Gene Ontology annotation, molecular function: protein binding. Lineage: Eukaryota; Fungi; Chytridiomycota; Chytridiomycetes; Rhizophydiales. The annotation marks the transcript as partial. The transcript has a single exon.
UUUACAAACAAACUCUGGCACUAUCCAAUCGUCGACCAACUUGGCGAAUAAUGCAUCCCCAUCUACGUAUUCAAUGGAUAUAUUUGAACAGAAAGCAAUGCAUGUGUUCAAGGGACAUACUCAAGCCAUCACAGCCAUCUCAUGGUCUAAAGGUGGAUUUAUUGUAUCAGCAUCAAUGGAUCGCACAGUGAAUCUAUGGCAUAUCAACUGUGCCGAUUCUCUCUGCGUGUUUCACCAUCCAGAUAUAGUCACAAGUGUUUGCUUUCAUCCACACGACGAUCGUUAUUUUUUAAGUGGUGCAUUGGACGGUCGUGUGCGCUUAUGGUCCAUUCACGAAAAAAAAGUAAAGUAUUGGAACGAGCUUCAUCGCAAUGCCAUAUCUGCUCUUGCAUUCAACCGUGACGGCACCACUGUGAUUGUUGGAACCGUUCAAGGCGAUUGUGUAUUUUAUGAAUCUGAAGGACUCAAGUACAAUACACAAAUCCAACUUGCAUCUACUUCUUCAUUGAAAGGCAGCAAGGAUGUCAAAAUCACGGGAAUUGUUGCUUUGCCACCACAAGUUACCGACAACCAUCAAGACGAAAAGUUUUUGGUAACAUCAACAGAUUCUCACGUGAGGAUAUUAAAUGCAAGAGAUAAAUCUUUGUAUAG